Molecule: messenger RNA, 3801 nt
Organism: Lodderomyces orthopsilosis Co 90-125
Lineage: Eukaryota; Fungi; Ascomycota; Pichiomycetes; Serinales; Debaryomycetaceae
Gene: SSD1
Product: mRNA-binding translational repressor
Exons: 1
Coding region: 1-3801 (1266 amino acids)
Biological process (GO): mRNA catabolic process
Cellular component (GO): P-body; exosome (RNase complex)
Molecular function (GO): RNA binding; 3'-5'-RNA exonuclease activity
Source: RefSeq, a predicted model, not a curated record
AUGAAUUCAUCACAAAACAAUUCAGGGGAUCUCCCCACUAGAGUAUCCAGCAGGAAAGGAAAAAACUUGCAUGUGGCACAUAGACGCUCUCCUUCCGAAUUAACCACUUUGAUGGUUGAGCAAUAUAACUUACAACGUCAAUUGGAUCAGGUUCAAGCACAGCAAAGACAAAUUUUGGAACAACAACAGCAACAACAACAACAACAAUACUUGCAACCACAAUUUGAGUAUCCACCACUGUCAUCCUCCUCUCAUUCCGAUUUCCUGCAUUCUUCACAACAAUCCAACCACAACAAUAAUCGUGGUUCACAUUCCAGAUCGUCCUCAAUCACCAACAACAACUACAACAACACUCAUAGAAGGACAGGCUCUGCAAGUGGCACUGCCCAUGGGCAUACGAGAAGACACUCCUUGGCGCUUAAUGAAGCCAUUGCUGCUGCUGAUCAACAGAGGACCAGUAGACUUAGCUCGAGCCCACUGCAUGGCGAGGCAGCUGAUGACCAAAAAAUUGGAUCAUUUAAAUUUCCACCAGAGAAUAACGAUCCGUCGAGUCCAAGUAAUGCAAUUCAUGACCGUUCAAGAUCACUGGCAUAUGGUCAGCAGUCAUUCAAAUUUCCUGCGACUCCAUCUCAAGAAGUAACAAGUGGUAAUAACAGCUUGUUACCCCCAACUCCAAAUUUCAGCAUUACUCAAUCUCCAGAACGUGGUGGAGGCAGCCACAAUAGAAAACCCUCACACUACAGAACCGCAUCACGUAACUCCGAGGGUAUAAAUCAAAACUGGAGGCACCAAAACAUUCAUUUGACACCGCAAUCUGGCUCGCAUCACAGACAAUCAUCGGGAUUGGAACCACCACCAGGAUUUGUUCCCGGUCACAGGCCCCGUCAAAGCUCCUAUGGCGGAGGAAAUUCGGUAUCAUCUAUUUCACAGUUUUUGCCGAAUAAUGGUGCUGGAGGCCAGGGAGGACAAGGAGGACAAAAUACAAGCAACGGUCGUAAAUCACUUUUCGCUCCUUACUUGCCACAAUCAUCUCUUCCUGAAUUGAUCAACGAGGGCCGCUUGGUAACUGGGACUUUAAGAGUUAACAAGAAAAAUAGGUCAGAUGCAUAUGUCUCCACUGAUGGAUUGUUAGAUGCCGACAUUUUUAUUUGUGGGUCUAAGGAUCGUAAUCGUGCAUUGGAAGGGGAUUUAGUUGCUGUCGAGUUAUUGGUUGUUGAUGAAGUUUGGGAGUCAAAGAAGGAGAAGGAGGAAAAGAAGAGAAGGAAAGACCACAAUACUAGACCAUUGAAUGAUGAUAUCCAUAAUGACGCCACAUCAGCACCUACAACCGCAGCAGCAGCAGGUUCUAGUACAGAGGGUAAAGAAGAAAAGGGCGAGGAAAACUCUUUGGGAAGAAGAGGCUCACUUAAACAAAGACCAACAAUGAAAAAGAAUGAUGAUGUCGAGGUGGAGGGACAGUCGUUGCUUUUAGUCGAAGAGGAGGAAAUAAAUGACGAGGUUAAGCCUUUAUACGCAGGACAUGUUGUGGCUGUUGUUGACAGAAUUCCUGGCCAAUUAUUUGCAGGUACAUUGGGCUUGUUGAGACCAGCACAAGCCGCACAAGCUGCCAGAGACAAGAAGUCUGGGAAUGAACCAUCGGUUCAAACACCCAAGGCACCAAAGAUUGUAUGGUUUAAGCCUACCGAUAAGAAAGUUCCAUUGAUUGCUAUUCCUACCGAACAAGCUCCAUCUGAUUUUGUAAGCAACCAUGAAAAGUAUGCCGAUCAAUUGUUUGUUGCUUCAAUAAAGAGAUGGCCCAUUACAUCGUUGCAUCCUUUUGGAACUUUAGUAUCCAGAUUGGGAAAGAUUGACAGUCCUGAGAUUGAAGUGGAUUCUAUUUUGAGAGACAACAAUUUCCUUUGUGACGAAUACCCUAAUGACACUCUUGACGAUGAGGAACUACUCAAUACCUUCGAUUUGCCAUCAGUUGAACCGGAAUUGGAAAAUCCAAACAGAACUGAGUAUUUGAAUGAUUAUAUUAUUGCAUUUUCACCUAAUGGUGAGUUUGUUGAUCAUGCGUUGCAUGUGAAGAGAUUAUCCAAUACAAAGAUUGAGUUGGGAUUCCAUGUAUCAGAUGUGUCAUACUUUGUUAAACCAGGGUCGACAUUGGACCGUAAGUCGAAAAAGAGAUCAUCAUCGGUUUUCCUUCCUCAGAAAGUCGUCGAUUUAUACCCUCAACAAGUCAACAAACUAAUCUCGUUCAAAGAAAAUGUGAAGAACUUGGCAUUGUCUGUUGUUUUUGAAAUCGACACCACCAACUUUGAGGUUGAAGAUUUAUUCAUUCACGAGUCAGUGAUUGUCCCCAAACAAAUUGUCAAUUACGACUUUUUCGAUAAAAUUUUGGAAAACAAACCGGUGGACACAAUUUCAUCCGCAACUUCCGACUACAUCAGAACUUUUAGUUUAAUUGCGAAGGAGUUCCGUCGCCAUCGUUUGGCAAAUAGGAGCUUGGGUAUUACUCCAAACUUGACUUUGCUUGACCAGUUGGAUGACGAAAAGAUUGCAUUGAGUUUGAAUAUUUUUGAUGAUAGUUUGGCUCGUGAUGUUGUUUCAGAAAUUGCAUUGAAAGUGAACUCUGCAAUUGCUGCCAAAGUCCAAGUCGGAUUAGGUAACAAGGCAUUUUUGCGUCGUCAAAGCUUGCCCACAUUACAGAAAAUAGAGACGUUUGUACGUAAGGCAACUAAUUUGGGAUUCAAAAUUGAUACUACAGAUGCAGCUACUUUGCAGAAUUCAUUGUUGAAGAUUGAAGAUCCUGUCAAGAGACAAUGUGUUGAGAUUUUAUUGUACAAGUGUAUGGCUCCCGGGAAAAAUUAUGUUGCUGGUAAGCAAGAUCCCGAUAGUUAUGGUCAUUACUACUACAACUUACCCUUGUAUACGCACUUUACCGCUCCCUUGAGACGUUAUGCCGAUUUGGUUGUUCACAGGCAAUUGAAAGCAGUAUUGCGCAAAGAAGACGAAGAGAAGGACGUGGACUCAUUAAAGGCUUUAGCUGAUUAUUGCAAUUUUAAAAAGGAUUGUGCUGCUAAUGCUCAAGAGCAAGCAAUUCAUCUCUUAUUAUCGCAAACCAUCAAUGAAUUGAGUGAGAGCGCCGGGCAAUUAUUGUGCAUGGGAACUGUUGUACAAGUUUACGAGUCUUCAUUUGACGUAUUUAUCCCCGAAUUUGGUAUCGAAAAGAGAGUUCACGGAGAUCAGUUGCCCCUUGCCAAGGCAGAAUUUGACAAGACUAAUAGAAUUUUGGAACUUUUUUGGGAAAAUGGUGUUGAUUCAGCAACUUACAUUCCUCCUGAUGAAACAACUUCAUUGUCUUAUAGAAACUCAAUCAAGAACAAGUACAGAGCUUCGUCAACACAAGCGGCCAAAAUUCAAAACAAGGCUAUUUUGGAGAAAAAGGAGUCUAAUGAAGACUCAAUUGUGGAGAAAUUGCGCAAGAUGAACUUGGAGCCUCCAAAGUUGACGUUGCCUCCAUUGAAAAAGACUAAAGAGGUGGUGGAUGAGGACGUUACCAGAUCAAUGCCAAGCUCGCCAACACAAUCUCACAUCCCUCAAAAUGUGAGAACCAACUCUUCUUCCCUCAUUGAGGAGUCUGAAGGGUCAAGUGCUGCCGGUUUGGCGCCAUAUUUGCAAAACCUUGAAACCAGAAUUGAAGGUGAUUCCCAUAUUCAAGUUGUUAGAGAAUUGACAGAAGUUCCAGUGUUGUUGAGAGCAGAAAUUGGUAUGACAUUGCCAUGCUUGACUGUUCGUGUUUUGAAUCCAUUUACGUAG